AUGAAUGAUAAAGAUCAAAAGCAAUUGGCUAUUCAACAUUUUGUGGAAUAUAUUCAGAUUAAAACAGUUCAACCACAACCGGAUUAUGAUAAAGCUUUUGAAUUCUUAAAAAAAUAUGCUCAAGAACUUGAUCUUGAAUAUUCUUUAAUAACAAUAGAUGAAGAUCGACAAGCAGCUAUAUUAACUUGGUUAUCAUCUUCUACAAAUGAGCAAUCAAUAGUUUUAAAUUCACAUAUUGAUGUAGUACCAGUUUUUGAAGAAUAUUGGAUUGUUCCACCAUUUUCAGGUGAAAUUCAUGAUGAUAAAAUUUACGGACGAGGUACACAAGAUAUGAAAUGGUAA
This is a messenger RNA of Adineta steineri, 342 nucleotides long. NCBI's taxonomy places the organism in Eukaryota, Metazoa, Rotifera, Eurotatoria, Adinetida, Adinetidae. The record is from the annotation of a GenBank genome assembly.